Jatropha curcas is the source of this 954-nucleotide messenger RNA. RefSeq lists its product as uncharacterized. Lineage: Eukaryota; Viridiplantae; Streptophyta; Magnoliopsida; Malpighiales; Euphorbiaceae. The record is from RefSeq and is a predicted model, not a curated record.
AGGAAAGGAAAGUCCAGACCCAUCUCCUCCUCCACCUCCACACUCACUCUCUCCUUUAUCCAAUAGCCAAAUCAAUUCGCUCUCUAUAUAUUCUCUCCCCCUCCUCUUCUCUCUUCUAUAACAAAAAGAAUGGCCCUUUCUCUCUCCAAAACCUACCUAACCAAAGCUCCGUCUAGGUCCCUCCCUCGUCUGCUGGCCUUGCGCGCCCAAUCUAAUCUUCCUUCUCACCCCAACAACGUUGACCUAUCCGAUGAUUCCUCUUCCUCCACCGACCCUUUGCUUCGGAAGCUUGAGGAUGCCAUCCACCGGAUUAUCGUCCGUCGCGCUGCACCCGAUUGGCUCCCUUUUCUUCCCGGUUCCUCUUACUGGGUCCCACCUCCUAGAUCCACUGCUGGAUCCCUUGGGAUUGCCCAAUUGGUUGAGAAGUUGGCCAAUCCGUUGACCGAUGAGGAGUCGCUCUCUACAACAACCGUCAGAGGUUGGCCUUCCUCUGAUUAUUUCGUCAAAGGUGCACCUCCAAGUUCAAUAGAUUUGAAGCAGGCAGAAGCAGAGAAGACAAACUCCAACAAUGUGUCUAAAUCUGAAGACGAGGAAGGAUGAGUUUUCUUCCCAAAAAAGGAGCAUCUGGGCUCAUCCGGACUUGUAAAUUUUAAGUAGAAGCGAAAAGUCAAAAGAAGUGGAAUUUACCAACUGGAUGAAAAUCAGAUCAAUUGGAGGAGCUUUGCAGAUGCAACAUGGUGAGGUAGCAGUAAUUUACCAAGAUGAAUGCUACCCUUCAAAAAUGUAUUUUUAACGGGCGUUUGUUGAAGUGAAGACAUUGCUUGCGAUCAUGUUAUAUUUAUUAGUACCCUAUAUAGUCUCUGCUGAAUAUUUCUUUUCUGAUUUGUAGUCCUGAUCUCUAGCUUGUACCUGUAUAUAUGCUUUCAAUAAUAAUAGCAAGGUGUUUUAGCUCUA